AUGCUGGUCUUGCAGCGGAUGCGGAGGAGGUUCUCCCGUAGUAAGAGCGUCCCAACGACCACCGAUGCUGGCACUGGCGACGAUGAACUUCAGCCUUGCCCAAGGAAAGCCUUCUCAUUAACCCCAUCGGAUGAAGAACUAAUGUCAAAACUAACAUUCAGCGAGGACACUCAACUCAUUGAGCGUGCUCCACGACAACAAACUCCUUCCAUCGCCACUGGCUAUUCAGAACGGACCGUCUUCAACAGCGUUGACACCGGCUUCCUUUCUUUGCCUACAGAGUUACUUAUGUUUCUUCAGCCAUAUUUGACCCUGGGCAGUGAAGUGGCACUCCGUCAUUCAUGUUCAAGGUUCUUUCAACUGUACACCACACCAUCAUUCAUCCUUACUGGGGAGGAGCUGUUUAACUUUCUGUGCAUGACCGAAAGAGAUCAAGAUCCUGCAGAACUAGAAAAGCUCGUCUGUGGACAUUGUCAGGAACUCCAUCAUCGCUCCACCUUUCCUGCAGCUGAGAUCAAACAGCCACCGACUGUUCGAGACUGUAGACAAAUAUGGCUUUGUGCGCAUCGCCAUCUUGGGUAUCAAAAGAGUGUACGCAUGCUCAAAGCUGGCGUCGAGUCACCCUUCCGUGUCGAGAAUUUGUUGCCUUGUUCACGAUGCAGAAGUUCAAUUCGCAAUAGAUCGGUAGCCGACCGGCCUGAGAAAGGAAAUCCUCUAGCCGACUUGGAGAAUCCAAAGUCAGAGUCUUUACUGAUAUCCAAGAUUGGCCUACUCCAAACACCCUCGCCGCUGUAUAAUGUUCGAACGAGCGGAGGGAGUGGAAUGUAUAAGGAGAUCUUUCAGGCUAAAUCUGUCUCGGCGGCUCUUCAGGCCAUCAAUUUCCGAAUUUGCCCCCAUAUUCAACUGGGGGAUCCUUAUAUUCUAAGCAAAUUUUGCAGGGCUUGUAUCAACACUCAACGGCUACCACCGGGAGUGAAAAGCCCACCUUGUAUAAACGAGAACAAAAGAGAUAUUAGCGAGGGCAAGGCUCGUUCGAAGUGCAAGGGAACUUGCUUUACUCGAGGCUGCAAGACUCAAUUCAUGUUCCAAGCAAGAGAAAGCCUGGCUCCGGAUGCGUCAGGACGGCAUCAGGUAUGGCUUAUUAUAGUGGUCUAUCGUUGGCUGGGGCCGCUUCUAACCGACGCACCCGAUUCCACAUGGCGUGGUCACGCUGUCGACCAUAAUGAGCGGAAGGAGAUGCGCAGCCAAUGGGUAGCCUGGGAACGCGCAAACAGGCAAGGGCGUGAAUGUAUACCGAACUGGAGCAUAUGCUUGCUUCAUCCAGAGGAUUCAAACCUUCGCUGA
Molecule: messenger RNA, 1344 nt
Organism: Exophiala aquamarina CBS 119918
Lineage: Eukaryota; Fungi; Ascomycota; Eurotiomycetes; Chaetothyriales; Herpotrichiellaceae
Exons: 1
Coding region: 1-1344 (447 amino acids)
Source: RefSeq, a predicted model, not a curated record